Messenger RNA from Thermothielavioides terrestris NRRL 8126, 1741 nucleotides. RefSeq lists its product as uncharacterized. Lineage: Eukaryota; Fungi; Ascomycota; Sordariomycetes; Sordariales; Chaetomiaceae. The transcript has 4 exons. Gene Ontology annotation, biological process: cell surface receptor signaling pathway; G protein-coupled receptor signaling pathway. Gene Ontology annotation, molecular function: G protein-coupled receptor activity. Bases 323 to 1717 code for a protein of 464 amino acids. The record is from RefSeq and is a predicted model, not a curated record. Gene Ontology annotation, cellular component: membrane.
AGGGCGAGCGGUUUUCGAGAACUCGCAUCCGAUCCAACGUUGUCCGUGAUCAGGCCGUGACUGCGAAGCACCGAGCUCAGCCCUGCCGUGGUUGUACGCGGAGGCGGAUUCGAUUGUCUUGCAGCCACGACGGACAGCACGGCCCCAAAGCAAGAUGUCGUCGAACGAGACGUCAAACUGUCCAAAACCCUUUCUCCAGGACACCCUCUUCACCAAUGGCGGCUUUGUGGACGGGAGAAUUUGCGAAACGCUCCCGAAUGGGGUCACCUGCUGCUUGCCUUGUCCCAUGGCGGACUGGGGCUAUCCGGAUAGCUUUAAGACCAUGUCCGCGGCGGCGAAUUGGGUAGCUGUGGCAAGCACGGUGUGCUGCGUCUUCCUCCUGCUCUCGUGGGCCGUCCUCCCGGUCGACAAGACGUAUAGGCAUUAUCUGAGCAUCUGCCUCACCAUGGGCGUCGUGUUUAUGAAUCUCGGCUUCGUCAUCCCCCUCGCCGGCAACCCGGAGCAAUGCUACGACGCAAUCACGCCGAAUUCGAUGAGUACGAGCCCGAUGUGCGCGGCCUCUGGCUUCUUCCUCAUCCUCGGCGGCUGGUCCGGUGUGCUGUGGGUCUUUCUCCGGGCCCUGUCUCUCCACCUCCAGAUCUGCUGGCAGUUGGUGGUCGGGCGGAACUUCAUGUUCUUCUCGCAGGUUGUCGGUUGGGGUGUCCCAGUCAUCGGCGUCAUCCUUGCCUUCGUCCUGAGCGGCGUGUCGUUCCGGUUCGGACAAACCUGCCAUAUCAACCACAAGAACAGCCUGGCCGACCUCUGGAUUCCCCUGCUGGUCUUUGCCGGCUUGACCAUCAUCAUCCAGUUCGCUACCUUCGGCUACUGCAUCAAAGUCUACCUCGCCUCGCUCUCGGACAACAGCGCCACGACCGAAGGCUCGAACAUGCCAUCCUACACGAACAGCAUCCGGACCAUGACCCCGAAGCAGGCCUACCGCCGCGUGCGACGCGUCAUCGCCCUCCAAUGGAGAGGCAUUGUCAUCGUUCUCAUCAUCGUCACCGACGUCAUCCUCUUUUCGAUCGUCUUUGUCUUUGAAGACAACACGGUUCAGGCUGUCAAAGAUGAUGUGACCCUGGCGGCCCCCUGGAUCUUCUGCCUGAUCGAGAACGGGGGCAAUAAGGUGCCGUGUCUGGACCUGGCCAGCUCGCUUGUCGUCGGCAUGCCGACCAUCGGCGCCGUUCUGUUUCUCCUUGGGAUGAACGGCAUUUGGCUUCUCUUCCUGCUCGGCCGUUGGUCCAUGGUCACGGGUUGGUGGGACCUGUUCGUCGAGCUUCCCAACCGGAACAAGAGAGAGUUCGUCUCAGUCGACGCGCGGCUGGAUGAUCUCAAAAAAGACACACGUUCGUACGAGAUGCUGUCCCGGGACACCGGGAAGACCAUGGACGAAUCAGUAACACCCUCCGUAGAGACUCCGAUCUCCCCGACACUCGCGAGGUCGACGGCGGGGAGCCCGAUGGCCCCUGAUCGCUACCCGGCCAACAACGACGGCCGUCGGACUCCCGACUACUUUGGAAACACGGCCCGCUACCACGCGCCGGCGAGGUCGUUUUCGAGCCCACGCCCGCCGCAGACCACCGUGACCUGGGACGCCCGGGAGACGUAUGCGAGACCGACCUCGCCGCCGUACCGGCAGCAGGACAGAUACGUCAACCCGCUGGGUAUGAACCGGAUAUGAUGGCCAUGACGAGACACGAAACCC